GCACCGCCGAAGAAACCGGCGGGCGUGCGGGCGGCGACGGCGGCGGCCUCCGCGGCGCCCCACGCCAAACUCCGAAAGCCCGCCGCCCGCCUCUGCUCCUCCCACUCCUUAAACCGAUCCUGCCGUGACGCCUCCAUUGUGUGCGCAGCGGCAGCGGCUCCCGGCGACUGUUGUAUCCGGCCGGCGCCUUUUUUUUUCUCUCCUCCUCCUUCCUUCCCCCUCCCCUUUUCCCGUAGAAACUGCUGGGGCCGCCGCCGCCUCUUUCCCGCCGCCCCUCCCGCUUCUCCUUUUCCUUCAGCCGGGCGCCCCCCGCCUCGCCGCCUCAUCUUCGGUGUCUCCCCCUCCCUUUCACUCGAUGACGCGAUGGCAACGGCCAACUUCGGCAAGAUCCAGAUAGGGAUCUACGUGGAGAUCAAGCGCAGCGAUGGUCGAAUACAUGAAGCUAUGGUAACAUCUCUAAAUGAGGAUAAUGAAAGUGUUACUGUAGAAUGGAUUGAAAAUGGUGAUACUAAAGGAAAAGAGAUUGACUUGGAGAGUAUAUUUUCGCUUAACCCAGACCUAGCUCCUGAAGAAGAUGAUCCUAGCCCAGAGACUCCUCCACCUCCCACACCCUCGGCAAAAGUAAACAAAAUUGUGAAGAAUCGAAGGACUGUGGCUCCUUCUAAAAUUGAAACUCCUGCUAGAGAUAACAGAGUGAUUGGUUCUGCACGUGCACGACCUACUCAACUUCCUGAACAGUCAUCAUCUACACAACAGAAUGGUAGUGUUUCAGAUAUAUCUCCAGUUCAAGCUGCAAAAAAGGAAUUUGGACCCCCUUCACGUAGAAAAUCAAAUUGUGUGAAAGAAGUUGAAAAAUUGCAAGAAAAGCGAGAAAAGCGAAGAUUACAGCAACAGGAAAUUAGAGAGAAACGAGCACAGGAUGUAGAUGCCACAAAUCCAAAUUAUGAAAUCAUGUGUAUGAUCAGAGAUUUCAGAGGAAGUUUGGAUUAUAGACCACUUACAGCUGCAGAUCCUAUUGAUGAGCACAGGAUAUGUGUAUGUGUUCGAAAACGACCACUCAAUAAAAAAGAAACUGUAAUGAAAGACCUUGAUGUCAUAACAAUUCCAAGCAAAGAUGUUGUAAUGGUACAUGAACCUAAGCAAAAAGUAGAUUUAACAAGGUACUUAGAAAACCAAACAUUCCGAUUUGAUUAUGCCUUUGAUGACAGCGCCCCUAAUGAAAUGGUCUACAGGUUUACUGCAAGACCAUUAGUGGAAACCAUAUUUGAAAGAGGAAUGGCUACAUGUUUUGCCUAUGGACAAACAGGCAGUGGAAAAACCCAUACUAUGGGUGGUGACUUUUCAGGAAAGAACCAAGACUGUUCAAAAGGAAUUUAUGCACUUGCUGCUAGAGAUGUCUUUUUAAUGUUGAAGAAGCCAAACUAUAAAAAACUGGAACUUCAAGUAUAUGCAACAUUUUUCGAGAUUUAUAGUGGAAAGGUUUUCGACUUACUGAACAGGAAGACCAAAUUAAGAGUUUUAGAAGAUGGUAAACAGCAAGUCCAGGUGGUGGGAUUACAGGAGCGAGAGGUUAAAUGUGUUGAAGAUGUUCUAAAACUUAUUGAGAUAGGCAACAGUUGCAGAACAUCAGGCCAAACAUCAGCAAAUGCACACUCCUCUCGAAGUCAUGCAGUGUUUCAGAUCAUCCUCCGGAGGAAAGGGAAGCUACAUGGUAAAUUUUCCCUAAUUGACUUGGCUGGAAAUGAAAGAGGAGCUGAUACUUCCAGUGCAGAUAGGCAAACCCGACUAGAAGGUGCUGAAAUUAACAAGAGCCUUUUAGCACUCAAGGAGUGCAUCAGAGCCUUAGGCCGAAAUAAACCUCAUACUCCAUUUAGAGCAAGUAAACUUACUCAGGUCUUAAGAGAUUCAUUCAUUGGAGAAAACUCUCGCACCUGUAUGAUUGCUACUAUUUCUCCAGGAAUGGCAUCUUGUGAAAACACUCUAAAUACAUUAAGAUAUGCAAAUAGAGUAAAGGAAUUUGGAAUUAGUCCUUCGGACAUUCCCUUCUCACAGGGUAGUGGCAGUCGCUCUGAUCUCUCUCCUUCCUAUGAGUAUGACGACUUUUCUCCUUCAAUCACCAGAGUCAAGGAACUAACAGUUGAUCCCAGUGCUGCUGGUGACGUCCGUCCUAUCAUGCAUCAUGCUCCAAAUCAGAUUGAUGACUUGGAUGCACAGUGGGGUGUUGGGAGCUCACCUCAGAGAGAUGAUCUUAAACUACUUUGUGAACAAAAUGAGGAAGAAGUUUCACCACAGUUAUUCACUUUUCAUGAAGCAGUGUCACAGAUGGUGGAAAUGGAAGAGCAAGUAGUAGAAGACCACAGAGCUGUCUUCCAGGAAUCAAUUAGAUGGUUAGAAGAUGAAAAAGCACUCCUGGAAAUGACAGAAGAAGUAGACUAUGAUGUAGAUUCAUAUGCUACACAACUUGAAGCAAUUCUAGAACAAAAAAUUUACAUUUUGACGGAACUUCGAGAUAAAGUGAAGUCCUUUCGCACAGCACUACAAGAAGAAGAACAGGCUAGUAAACAAAUCAAUCCGAAGAGACCACGUGCCCUUUGAGGCAAACUUCUGCUGCUAAAAGAUGCCUGAAUCUUCAUUGCUAUACCACGCAGCUGGUUGGAAAUGAAGUAGUAAGAAGUCUCAUCUACUUGAAAGAUCUAAAACUUUUGAAGUGUCUGUAGAAAUGUUCCAUUUCUUCCUCCCCCAGCCAACAUUUCAGUUGUGUGGAACGCUCCUUAAUGUCUGGAAAAUGCAUCUAGACCAGAUAGCACAGCCAGGCAGGUUUGGGAGCUGGGAAGCACUUUUGUUUCAAAUGUUUUAACGUACUCAAAAUUGUGAAUCUUUUUAUGUUUUGGAAAUCUUUGCCAAUUUUUUUUUUAAAUAAUGAAGUACAAUGGUGGACUUGUAAAAACUUCACAGAAUUUUGUUUCAUUUAGUCAAAUUGUUGCAAAGAACAGCUGUGCAGUUUUGUAUUUGUAUGCAUGCCCACCUCAUCAGUGAUUGUAUAUACCUCUUCUUCUAAACAGCUGUGCUUACCUCUACGUGUUUUGUGCCUUGAUCAAGGCAACCUGAUCUUAAAUGUCCUCUCUAAAGCACAGCCUUAAUAAAUGCCACUCUUUAUUUGUCAAUGUAAAUUACUUUUACUAUUUGUACAUUUUAAUGUGUGUUGUUUUGUUUUUCUUUUUGUGACUAGUUCUUCAUUUCAUAGUUAUGUGCCAUAUCAUUGAUCUGGAAUUAAAAACUGUCAGUGUGGAUUGACAGUGAGCCAUUUCAUUUUUUUUCUCUGUAUAAAUCGGGAAUCAUGGUUUCUUUCAAUGCCAUAAAGAGUGAAUCUAACAUCUUCUUUGUAAAGAACAAAGCUAUAAAUUAGUGAAUAUGUAAUAAAAUGGUUCUGGAUUAUGAAGGAGAGUUAUAUCUAGAGUAGUGAAGAUUUACAAUAUGUGUCCUAGAGGGUUGUCCAAGUAAAAAUGCAACCUGAUCUCUACAUAAGAAUAGAAGAGGUAUCCAAAAAUAGGAUAUCAAAAUAACCCUUUCUCUUCCUAUUAAAAUUGGCUUUUUGAUGCAUGACAGUUUACAUGUGCAUUAAUUGUAGUUUGCAAGUAGUUAGUACUGUUGCUUUAAAAGAAAGUAGCUAAUAUGUAUCUUCCAGUUGUACAGUGCCAUCACUUGAAAAGUGGAGUGAAUUAGUAUCUUUUGAGGAUUGGCACAAUAUAUACUCCACAUGCUGAAAAAUAUUCCAUGAAGCCUAAAGCCUUCAUAAAUGGCACUGUGUGUCCAGCACUUUUAAGGUGGUGGCACUAAUUUUUUCCAAAUUGCUGUCUAAAAGAAUUACCUUUUUAUGUCUUUUCUUUAAAGUCAGAUUUGUUCAGGACUCUCUAGGAGUUAGCUCUGUUCCCAAGAUAUAUAUUCCAGGCACUCACUUCAGCAACAAACAUUACUUGAAACUGUUUCAUGUUUUGUUUCUGGAACAUAAUCCAUCUGUGCUGUGACUGAGGGAAAUACAGGGAAAGCAAUGACAAGAGAGUGUAAAUAAGCCAAUGUUUUCAGUAUUUAAGAUAAUUCCCAUAAGAAGGUAGGCUGUGGAAAUCCCUUGCCAUUAUCUUGAUGACAAAG
Molecule: messenger RNA, 4149 nt
Organism: Pseudonaja textilis
Lineage: Eukaryota; Metazoa; Chordata; Lepidosauria; Squamata; Elapidae
Gene: KIF2A
Product: kinesin family member 2A
Biological process (GO): microtubule depolymerization; microtubule-based movement
Cellular component (GO): microtubule
Molecular function (GO): microtubule binding; microtubule motor activity; ATP binding
Source: RefSeq, a predicted model, not a curated record